Molecule: messenger RNA, 5616 nt
Organism: Epinephelus fuscoguttatus (brown-marbled grouper)
Lineage: Eukaryota; Metazoa; Chordata; Actinopteri; Perciformes; Serranidae
Exons: 30
Biological process (GO): protein phosphorylation
Molecular function (GO): ATP binding; protein kinase activity
Source: RefSeq, a predicted model, not a curated record
CUUAACAUUAAAGUGGGUGAGGCUAAACUGAAACUGAGCCCAAGCAUAGUUUAUGAAAAGACACUAAAAAAGUGUUGAGAGGAGAACUGAUUUUUAAGAUCAUUAUUUUUAAUGUAGCCUAAUUUGAGUUGAUAUUCUGACUGUUGUGUCGUUUGUAAUGGCCGUAGCUAAACUGAACGAGUAUGCACAGAGAGAGUGCUUGGAGCUGAAGUAUGAGGACGUUGGAUGUGUUGGCCCUGAUCACAUGAAAACAUUUACUAUCAGAGCAGUCCUGGGUGGUAAGGCGUAUCCUGAUGGUGUGGGGAAGAGCAAGAAGGAAGCCAAACAGAACGCAGCAAAGAAUGCUCUGAGAGUCUUGUUUGGGAAGCCAGAUGACUCUCCUGGAGAGGAGAAACAGAGUGGUGCAUCAAGCCAACCAGAGGAGAAAUUGGAUCCAAAGGUGUCGGACGUCUGUGAUAAGAUAAGGAGCUUGAGUGUGAGAACCAAAGACGAAGGUCUUACAAAGACAAAUUUCAUAGGAAUCGUCAACAGCUACUGUCAGAAAAAGGACAAACACCCUGAUUACAUCUUAGAGAAAAGAUGUGGUCCAUCUCAUAACCCUCAGUUUUUCUACAAAUUAAGGAUCGACAAUAAGGACUACCCUGUGGGUGAGGGCAAGACUGCCAAGGAAGCCAAACAAAAUGCAGCUGGCUUUGCUUGGUCUGCUCUUCAGGAACAAACUGACUGGGAUAGCAAGGUGUCCGUUAGAUCAACAGUGUCUGAAGAUGGUGAACCAUCUAUGUUGUCAGUGCCGUCAGCUAUCCCGGAGUCCCAUGAAUCAUCAACACAAAGCACGCCAGGUGCACCAGCCAGGUUGUCAACACCAACUUCACCGUUUACCUCAGACUUCGAUCCCAUGGAGUGUCUUGGCAGUGGAGCCUUUGGUCGUGUUUACAAAGCAAGACACAAGCUGCUGAACAAGUUUUAUGCUGUAAAGAUCAUCUGCUGUGAAGAGAAAUCUCUUCGAGAGGUGGGGACAUUGUCUGACCUCCACCACCGUAAUAUCAUCAGAUACUACACAUUUUGGAUGGAGGAUUCAGGAUACAAAGGUGACAAUGACAUCUCCCACCAAUCUACAGAAAAUUCAUCAGCAAAGUACCUCUAUAUUCAGAUGGAGUUAUGUGACACCAAAACACUGAGAGGGUGGAUUGAUGAGAAGAACUCUCAGCCUCUGCAAGACUCCAAGAGAAGAGAAGAAAGUCUAAGAAUUGCUCAGCAAAUAGUCAGUGGAGUUGAAUAUAUUCACUCUGAGAAGCACAUCCACAGAGACCUUAAGCCUGCAAACAUCCUGUUUGGACUGAAUGGAGAAAUAAAGAUCGGGGACUUUGGUCUGGUCACCAGGGAUGACGAUGGCUCUUUGAUGGACAGAACAGAGAACAAAGGAACCCCCAUCUACAGGGCUCCUGAGCAAUGGAGGGAGAGGAACUAUGACCGAAAAGUGGACAUAUUUCCUCUGGGGCUGAUAUACUUUGAACUCCUUUGGAAACUCCCUACUGGCCAAGAAACACGUAACACUGUUUUGAUUGAUGCCAGAAAUCAGAAGCUCCCAGAUGACUUUUCACUGACUUUUCCUGAAGAGAACCAACUCAUCAAGUUGAUGCUGCAUGUGAAGCCAGAGGACCGUCCUGAAGCAAGUAUACUGAGGGCAGAGCUGGAGAAGUGGGCGCAGACAUUCAGCUCACAAAAUGUCUCUGAGGAAAGUUACAGCUCUCUCUUCAACUUGUUAGAAGAGGAAGAACGUCUACGACAGGUGUGCGCGCCAUUUAAAUCUGACCAGUGCAGAGCAAGGUGUGUGUUCACGGUCUUCUUAUUCAGGAUGGAGGAAAAUAAAAACUACAUUGCUGAACUACGUAAGUUUGCACGGAGAACACGCUGUGAGCUGAACUAUGAGAACGUGAGAUGUGAGGAAACUGACGGCAUUAAAAGAUUCUUCAAGAGGGCUGUGGUCAAUGGUCAAGGCUUUCCCAUUGGUGAGGGGAACGAGGCAAAGCAAGCCAAGCAGAACGCAGCUAAAAAUGCCCUGAGAUGUUUGAGUGAGAAGGAGAAUCCGAGACCGGUGACAGAAAAUGCUACGAAAAAUCCCACUGCACCAGUUCAUCCCACGAGUGCUGCCAAAGUCAACUCUGUAGACUUUCUCGAUGAACAUGCUCAGAAGAACAGGACCGGAAUAAAGGCUGUGGAGUCAACCAGACGGAAACAAAAUAAUGUUGCUCAAUGCUGCUUCGUGUUUGGUGAUAAGGAGAAUCCAGCUGUCACUGGGAAAGCAAAGAGGGAGGCUAAGAAGGAAGCAGCAAAGCGUGUAUAUGAUGAAAAAUGUGUCAGUGAAACUACAGAGAUGGUCUCCUGUUUAGCUCUAUUUGAUGAUGGUGCACCAGCCAAAUAUCUCACUUGGUAUUUUCCAAGGGAGUCCAGUGAUCUACAAUCAAAAAGUGUGGCAUCAACUUCAUGUUACUCAGUUGUUUUCACCAAUUCAUCAAGUCCUCCCACGGAGCAGGAACAAAAUCCUGUUGUGAAGCCCAAAAGUCGAAGAAGAACAAAUUUCCAAGAUGCCUGUGAAAGCAGCAAUGAGGAUGUGAUUAUUCCCAGAAAAAGGAACAUAGGAAACAGCCCCAGUGAGAAUAUAUCAGCUCAAAUCUCAAGGUUUACAUCAGAGUUUGACUUUAUAGUGUGCCUCGGCAGAGGAGCCUUUGGUUGUGUUUUCAAGGCAAAGCACAAACUGACAGGGAAGGACUAUGCUGUAAAGAUCGUCCUCUGUAAAGAAAAAGCUCUAUGAGAGGUGAUGGCUUUGUCAGACCUCAGUCACUGCAACAUUGUUCGAUACUUCUAUAGUUGGUUGGACGAUUCAGGAUACCAAUGGGACAGUGCAGAUGACAGCUGCAGCACUUCACAGUCUUCCAUUGAUGAUUCAUCUGUGAAGCGCCUCUAUAUUCAGAUGGAGUUGUGCAGCACCAAAACACUGAGAGUGUGGAUAGACGAAAAGAACGCUCAGAAUGUGAAGAAAUCUCUGCCAGACUAUAAGAGAAGAGAUGAAAGUCUAAGCAUUGCUCAGAAAAUAGCCAGUGGAGUUGAGUACAUUCACUCCAAGAUGCUCAUCCACAGAGACCUGAAGCCUGCCAACAUCAUGUUUGGGCAAGAUGGAGAAGUGAAGAUCGGAGACUUUGGUCUGGCCACUAAUGAGAACGAUGACAUCGCUGAGAACCAGAUAGAGAGAACUUGUUACAAAGGAACUCCAUCUUACAUGGCUCCUGAGCAAAAUUAUGACCGAAAAGUUGAUAUAUUUGCUUUGGGGCUGAUAUUCUUUGAGCUUCUUUGGAAUAUUCCCACUGCUCAUGAAAGACAAGAGAUUUGGAAUGAUGUCAGAACUCAGAAAUUACCACAGGAGUUUCAACGCAAAUUCCACCAAGAGUACAUUAUAAUAAAGUCAAUGCUGUGUGAGAUGCCAGGAAAGAGACCCGAGGCAAGCAAGGUUAAGACCGACUUGGAAGAGUGCCCUCGUACGCCCAACAUUCAAGAACUAGUGCGUCGUGGCAACAGGACGGCCUGAUGAUUAAAAAAAAAACAGCUGUUUCUAUCAUCCUACCCAUAUAGAUGAAGCUGGUCUGUUAGGAUCUCCAGAGUAGAGCUCGACUGAUUCAUUGGUUUGGCUGAUUAAUCGGUGCCGAUAGGACUUUAUGUGAAUUAUUAUUAAUGGCGGAAUGGGGUUCUGAUAGUAGCCAGUGGCUGUAUCCUCCACUGGUCACGUGGGUACAGCCAUAAGGAUUUUGCACAGCUUUACUUCUCAAGUAGGGAAUAAUAAGAUUGCUGGUUUUAGAAUAGCAUUAUGCCUUUUCUCUGUUUUGCUAGCGGGCAUGGUCAUUAUAAUUCCGCAGGCACUAAGUAGCAAGCCCAUCACUAGCAAUGUGUGAUUAAAAUAAAUUCUGACUGGGUGGGGGCCGGUUCUCAGUGCACUUCAGCCAUGAACGCAAAACAAACUUUCAUUCUCAUUUUUCAACGUACGUCUGAUAUGAUAUUCUCAGAUAGCAAUUAUCGAUUAUAGAAUGUGACUUUGUCCCUGGGGAAUAGCUGAUUUUACCGCAAGGCUGUUAAAGUGGAUUAAAUUCAGUCACCCAAUUUGAUCCUCCUUUGUUUUGGCACUAUGUGCCCAAAACAUAUAAUCCGCUAGGGACAAUAGAGUUUACUUUAUUGUAUCUCAAAGCUCCUCCUAAAACCAGCUCGGUGCCAUAGGCGUCAAUUCCGUGUUUCGGGGCCCAAGCAGCAAAGGAGAGGUCCGAGUACUCACGUUUGCCAGCCUACAGUCAUGGCCAGUUGAAAGCAAAGGUUAAAGCACAAGGCUGCAAGGAGCAACACUUUUCUCUUAAAGACUUGGCAACAAAGGUAGUACAUUUAAACAUUUUAAAUGAGAAGUUGACUAAAAGUUCAGAUUAUAUACGCAGUCUAACCAACUCAUGUUCACAUUCUAUAGCUGUGCCGUGAUCCUGCUCACUCAGAAAUAUUAACAUAAUCUCAAAUAUUAGCUUCAUACCGAUUUUUUUAAAUUCUUCUCAGGUGGUAUUGGCCAAUUGCUAUCAGUCCUUUCCUGCUCCAAACUGUCAUCAUAUCGGCUAUUAAAAAUCCACUAUCAGUCGACCUCUACUCCAGAGUAUGUUAAAUAUUUUACAAUACUUUUAUACACAUUUUUAAAUCAUACAUUUCUGUGAUUUUAUUUGACAUCUUGUUUUAGUCAGCAAUAAGGAAUGAGCAAAAAAUGCAUCGCUUUGUUGUGCAUUUUGUGCUUCUUUUUGAAAACGUUGCUGAAAAAUCAUAAAUGUAUGAUCUGAAUAAUCUUAAAUUAAUUUUUGAUUUUUGAGCUGUGCUUGUCCUAUGAAUUUAAGCCAGACUUCACAGUCUUGAUGUGACAGAUAAAUGUACACCGCAGGACAUGUUUGCAUAUGUUCUGCAGUCUUUGUUGAAACAUUAUUUUUAAAAUAUGUUUUAUGUCUAGUUGGAUAAAGAGUAACUAAACCCCAGAGUUUUGGCUGAAGUGUACAGUCACUUUUUGGUGCUGUGGAGGAGUACAAUGGUGGUGAUGAGUGGAUUGGUUGGUGACAAAUGCGGUCCUUGCUAGAUGGUAACCCUGGAUUUUUGAAAGUCUUGUGAGGGGGGGCACCACGGCAGUUCCCAGGAGGUGAACUGGCACCUCUCCAGCCACUAGUCCAUGCUCCAUAUUUGGUGCGAACGGGGACCUGAACAGGCGACCCACUGAUUCCCAACCCAAGUCCCCAUGGACUGGGCUACCGUGACCACAACUGACAAAAGCUGCCACCAGAUCAGCCACUAGCAGAAUUCAAUUACAAAAGCCAGGUUUCAACCAGUAUAGAGCGGUCACUGUGCAUUUUAUAACACAGCAUGUAGAAUUUAAAAUACUUUUCUCUAAAAUGUCAAGAUUUGGAUCAAAAUCCAUCGACAACAAUCCUCAAUACCCAUAUGCAUUGGUUUUCAAUUGAAAAUAGUGGGUUUAGUUACUCUUUACUGUAUACAGACUGCCAAUGUUUGUAAUUCAUUUUUCUAUAUUGUAUUUUCUUUUUGCAUGCAGCCUUA